Messenger RNA from Cladophialophora yegresii CBS 114405, 696 nucleotides. RefSeq names its product cytidylate kinase. Gene Ontology annotation, biological process: 'de novo' pyrimidine nucleobase biosynthetic process; UDP biosynthetic process; CDP biosynthetic process. Gene Ontology annotation, molecular function: UMP kinase activity; ATP binding. NCBI's taxonomy places the organism in Eukaryota, Fungi, Ascomycota, Eurotiomycetes, Chaetothyriales, Herpotrichiellaceae. The coding region runs from base 1 to 696 and encodes 231 amino acids. The transcript has a single exon. Gene Ontology annotation, cellular component: cytoplasm; nucleus. The record is from RefSeq and is a predicted model, not a curated record.
AUGGCCGCUCCACCUGCAAUUGAUCCUACAUCAGGAGCAUCACCACUAGUCCAGCCAAAUGUCCCACAUGCUUCGACGAACGUCUCUCCUGCGUUUGACCCUCGGAAAGUUACCGUGGUGUACGUCCUGGGUGGUCCCGGUUCUGGGAAGGGCACGCAAUCUGCAAAUCUAGUGCGAGACUACGGCUUCGUACAUCUCUCAGCAGGCGACCUGUUGAGGGAAGAGCAAGACAAUGAAGGCAGCGAAUAUGGUCAGCUGAUCAAAGACUACAUCAAGGACGGAAAGAUAGUACCCAUGGAAAUUACGGUAAAGCUGCUAGAGAACGCCAUGCGCUCAAACAUGGGUAGCGAAGAGUCAGGGAAAUUCUUGAUUGACGGGUUUCCGAGAAAGAUGGACCAAGCCGUCUUCUUCGAGCAGUCCGUCUGUCCCUCUCGGUGUACGUUAUUCCUCGACUGUCCAGAAGACGUCAUGCGUGAGCGGUUAUUGAACCGGGGAAAGACAAGUGGGCGGUCGGAUGACAAUGAGGAGAGCAUAAUCAAGCGGUUCAAAACUUUCGUGGAGACGAGUAUGCCCGUCGUGGAUAUGUUUGAGAAGGAAGGAAAAGUCGUCAGAGUCUCAGCUGUGGGAGAGAUGGGGGAGGUCUAUGAGCAUGUUGUUGAAGGCCUGGCGUCGAUGGGAAUAUCGCCCUCAAAAUGA